AUGAGCGAUAAAGAAGCAAAAAAAGAAGCCAUUGAAAUAAUUUAUGAAAUUUCUAACAUAUUAAAUGUAAACUUGGAUAAAGAAACCAUAGUCAUAUUAAUACAAUUGUGUGAAUAUGGGGUUAGUCCCAAAAUUCUUUCUCAUAUUAUUAUUCAAUUAAAAAAAGAAAAGGAAAAAUUUCUUCAAAAUUUAAAUAACAACAUGAGUAGUUUAAAAUAA
This is a messenger RNA of Plasmodium gallinaceum, 219 nucleotides long. Its product is annotated as mitotic-spindle organizing protein 1, putative. Gene Ontology annotation, biological process: gamma-tubulin complex localization; mitotic spindle assembly; microtubule nucleation by interphase microtubule organizing center. The record is from RefSeq and is a predicted model, not a curated record. Gene Ontology annotation, cellular component: gamma-tubulin ring complex; interphase microtubule organizing center; centrosome. The coding region runs from base 1 to 219 and encodes 72 amino acids. The transcript has a single exon. NCBI's taxonomy places the organism in Eukaryota, Apicomplexa, Aconoidasida, Haemosporida, Plasmodiidae.